AUGCCACCAAAGAGGAAAGGAAUCGGCUCACCUGUUGCCACUUUAAAAAAGGCAAGAGUAAGCUCCCAUUCACCUGAGGAGAAUAAAAGGUUUUAUCAAUCUACUAUCAAUUUGGUAUUCAACUUGCGUGAAGGAGAAGAGCAAAUUGCUGCGGCUUUCAUCAAACUACCAUCCAAGAAGUUGUAUCCUGACUAUUACCACCUCAUAAAAAGUCCCAUAUCGAUUAAUGAAAUUCAAAAGCGGAUCAAUACUAGAUACACAGGCGAGUCUACGGAUGAGUUUCUUGAUGAUUUCAAUUUAUUACUUGACAAUGCCUCAACGUAUAAUGACGCGGACUCUUGGAUUGUGGCCAAUGCAAAGAAGAUUGUUGACUUUGUAAAUGAUCAGGUGCGGGAGUACGAAAGCAGUGCUUCCAAUACUGGCGAUGCAAAGCACCCCAAGAUCAAGUUAAAAUUAAAGAGUCCAUCGGUGCAAACACAUGCUGCCUCGAAAACGGAGGAAAUUACUUUUGGUAAGUUGCCAGAACUAUGCGCCGAGCUUCUCAAGGAUGUUACGAAUCACGAGUUUGAGAAUAUCGGAAUAAUUAGCGGGCCAUUCUUGGAUGAAGUUGACCAAGCCAUUUACACAGACUAUUCAAACUUUGUGUCUAAACCAAUGGCCUUCAACACACUUUUAUCGAUGUUGGAAUCAAGAAAAUUGUUCAGCCCAAAGUACCCUUUACUUGACAAUUUGCGAAAGUUUCAUGACACCGCAACUCUCAUUUUUACCAAUGCAAAAGCUUAUAAUAAUGAAGAAUCGCAAAUACACCAGGACGCAAUUCUACUUCAAGAAUAUUUUGAAAAACAAUAUGACGUCUUGAAGAGGAAAGUUGAAGCAGUGGAUGCCAACAAGGCAAAACCAGCUAAAUUAAAGAUAAGCUUGAGCAAAAACCAGGAUAAGAAAAAUCGGCAACUUUUGAGGCAUACGGAAGACGAGGAUGUUGAGGAUGCAGCCGAUGAUCUGGAAGAUGUGUCAAGGAUUGACAAUGAUGAAACUAAAGUUAGGGUCAAAGUUGAGGAAGACCGUACACGAGUAGGACCGAUUGAAAUUCAUUUGGACAAAACAACUGACAACACCAUGGGAAAAACAUUACCAUCUCUUUUGGAGAGCAACUCGAUUAUACAAGAGUCUUCCUUGUUUUCAUCUCCAGCAAUCAUGUCUCACAUUACUAGAUACGCCCAAGACAAGAUAGUCGCCUCUUUGUCAAGGUCAGCGUCAUUGGAUACGGAAACAAAGCAAGCGUUGUUUCCGGCACAGUCACAACUGUCAAUCGCGACUUUGUUUUCCUACAAGGUACCUGCAAAUGGCUAUGUUGACCAGUCAUAUAGUAUAUCGUUACCCAAUGAUGUUCUGCCUUAUGUGUCAUUGAAAGCGUCUUUACAUCACCUUUUGUACCUUGCAAAGAAGCCGGAUUUGACUGAUGGGCAUGGGUAUCUCAACCUGACAUCCGAUGACGAGUUCCAAUGCAGCCUAGUUGUUAAUGGGGAGGUACUUAACCAACCAAAUGAUUGCUUUGAAGAGGUGAAAGGCAAAGAGAACCUUUUGGCCGUACAAUAUGAUAUUAGGUUAGCCCAUGGCUUGAAUGUUUUGAAUUUUGAAUGCAAAGUAGCACCGUCAUUGAGUAAAAAGGUGAAGAACACGACUAUACAGGAGCAAGCUGAUGAAUUGCCUGGAAGUCGACACACAAGACAUCAACUCCAACAGAUGAAAAUGUCCUGGGAUGUGGAGAGUAUUACGUUUUUCGUUGUUUGUAACAGUGUUAGUUGA
This is a messenger RNA of Lodderomyces parapsilosis, 1806 nucleotides long. RefSeq lists its product as uncharacterized. The coding region runs from base 1 to 1806 and encodes 601 amino acids. The transcript has a single exon. Gene Ontology annotation, cellular component: RSC-type complex. The record is from RefSeq and is a predicted model, not a curated record. Gene Ontology annotation, molecular function: protein binding. Gene Ontology annotation, biological process: chromatin remodeling. NCBI's taxonomy places the organism in Eukaryota, Fungi, Ascomycota, Pichiomycetes, Serinales, Debaryomycetaceae.